ACAGCCAGCAGGAACAUUGACGUCACUGGCUGAUAAAUUUGCAAAACGUCUACUGUUCUGGAUGUAACGCAUUCCACGACUAUGUUAUCUUUUAUGUAAUCUGUUAGCAUACACGAUAACUAUUAUCGAUGGAGACUAAUGUAUAUUAACGACGGACUUUACAAACGUAACAGCAUUAUUCUGUCGUUGCCAACGCGACACAACAUCGUGUCCAACAGUUACACCUCCAUCAUUCUCGCGCAUUUAUCGCAAGCUUUAUCCGUUCAAAACACAACCAUCAUGGAUCCAUUUACGGUAACUCUAUUACUUGGUGUAGUUUUUCUACUCAUUUAUUACUAUCUGUGGAGAGGUAUGAACUACUUCAAGGAACGCGGAAUCGCUCACGAUCCGGUGAUCCCGAUCAUAGGACACAUGUUGCCGAUCAUGAUGCGUCGCAUUUACAUGGGACACUACCUGAACGAUAUGUACAAUCGUUACUCGGACAGAAAGUACUUUGGAUUCUACAAUUUCAUCAGGCCCCUCAUAGUGAUCCGUGAUCCCGACCUGAUGAAUUCGAUCACCAUCAAGAAUUUCGAUUACUUCACGGACCAUCACCCCGUAGUAAACAAGGAUCUGGAUCCUCUGGUAGCGAAGAACCUGUUCGGCCUCAAGGGCGAUGAUUGGCGAGAGAUGAGGAAGCUUCUGAGCCCGUCGUUCAGCUCUGCGAAGAUGAAGAUCAUGUUCAAGCUGAUCAUCGACUGUGCGGACAAUUUCACGAAUCACGUCGCGAUCGAGUCGAGGAACGGAAAGAUUUACGAGUUGAAGGAGAUCCUGGGUCGAUAUACCACCGACGUGAUCGCGACCUCCAGCUUCGGGAUCGCCGUCAAUUCGAUGAUGGAUUCGGAGAACGACUUCAACACGUUCGCCAGAAAGACGCUGCAAAUCUCGUUCGCUCGAGGGAUAAAGAUGUUCAUGGGCGGGACUUUUCCCAGGUUGACGAAGCUGCUCGGACUGAGCGUGUUCGGCGAGCAGACACGUCUCUAUUUCAAAAGAGUCAUCGCUGAAACUGUUCGACAAAGGAAGGAAAAGGGCAUCUAUCGUCCGGACAUGAUCCAACUGAUGAUGGAGUCGAGGAACUCGAAAGGAGAGGAACUGACGAUCGACGAGAUGACGAGCCAGGCGUUCGUCUUCUUCCUGGCGGGCUACGACACGUCUUCGACCUUUAUGUGCUUCGUGCUUUUCGCGAUCGCCGCGAAUCCGGAUGUGCAGGCCAAGUUGCGAGCGGAGAUCGAGGAAGUGGCGCGAAAGGCCAAUGGCCAGCCAACUUACGACGCUAUCAAAGACAUGGCCUACAUGGACGCGGUGUUGAACGAAACGAACAGACUAUUCCCAGCGGCGCUGUUCCUCGAUCGCGUGUGCGUGAAAGAGUUCGAGCUUCCGCCAGCCACGCCGGACUCGAAACCCGUCCUGGUGAAACCCGGAGAGGCCGUGUGGUUCCUGCCGUUGUCGUUUCAAACCGACCCGAAGUACUUUUCAGACCCGAUGAAAUUUAAGCCCGAACGGUUCCUCAACAACGAAGUUCCGCAGAAAGUUUAUAUUCCUUUCGGCAUGGGACCGAGAAUUUGUAUCGGGAACAGGUUCGCCCUGAUGGAGACCAAGAUCAUGUUGUAUUAUCUUCUGUUGCGCUGUGAAAUCGAGCCCUGCGCGAAAACUACGUUGCCGAUAACGCUCAGCAAGAAGAGCAUCAUGAUAAGCGUAGAUAAUGGGUUCUGGCUGAACUUCAAGGCUAGGAAGAACAUGUUUCCAUCGCAACCGAACGGUGUGAACGUUGCAAAAGCUUAAAACUUUUUGUAUUAUCGUAUUAUUAUAAUACAUGUUACAAGCUUCUUUUUUAAGAACGGUUUUUCUUUGUAAAGAAGAUCAGUGUAAAGAAUCGCGAGGAACGUCGGCCGUCAUUUUCAUCACCUUUCUACAAAAUGACCUGUUUGAUAAACUUAAAUUGUUGCAUAAAACAUUUCAAGUAGGUGAUAAAUCGAUACACCGCGUUCCACGCCUUCUUUUAAACGUGCAAAUCGUUAUUUUAAUUCUUUGUAUUUCCCACGAUACCACGUUUUCAUCAUAUUUUUCUACGUAGCAGCGUCCCAUUUUUCAUUUUAUAUUUAAGUUGGAUCGUAAAUUUACGACUUUAUAUCGGUUUAGUUUUAUAACGACUCGAACUUCGCCUUUUCGCCUUUCUUUUAUAAACUGCAAAAACGGCGAAUAAAUUUAUCAACUAAUUAAUAAAAUAGGA
Messenger RNA from Colletes gigas, 2269 nucleotides. RefSeq names its product cytochrome P450 9e2-like. Gene Ontology annotation, molecular function: oxidoreductase activity, acting on paired donors, with incorporation or reduction of molecular oxygen; iron ion binding; monooxygenase activity. The record is from RefSeq and is a predicted model, not a curated record. The coding region runs from base 139 to 1821 and encodes 560 amino acids. NCBI's taxonomy places the organism in Eukaryota, Metazoa, Arthropoda, Insecta, Hymenoptera, Colletidae. The transcript has 2 exons.